CAACUUUCUCUCAACAAAGGUCUAUGUUUAUUCAUCAAGUGGUCUCAGCUGGCCUGUGUAGGGUAGGGUCCGGCCAAGGUCACAGUGAUGCAGGCUGGCCAAAGGAGACAGUGGACCUGGCAACCCACAGCCUAGUAAAUUUACAAACAGGUGGUGAAAAUAGAAUUCUGUUCUUUUUUAAUUGUUCUUUCCUCAUUGCCUCCCUUAAUUGCUGCUUUUCUGAAAGGUCGGUUUUGUUUUCUUUAGGAAAAGGAGUCUUUCUUUCCUCUCCCAAAUACUAAGUUGAUGCCCUUCCCUAGAAGUCUUCCCAUUAAUUAAGUUGGCCUGAAGGUCAUAAGCCAUAAUCAAUAUGGAGGCCGGUUGCUGCAAGGUGCUAAUUGACAUCCCCAAAGAGGAAUAGUGUCAACAAUCAAUAGAGAAGAGCAGAGCACGGGGAGAUUUAUGGCUUUGAUUUUGAAAAGCCUCUCCAGGGUGCAACCACCAUGAUCUCAGCAGUCUGAUGAUGGAAAAGAAAGAACCUGGGAGAUCCUGUGCUCCAGUUUCCCUGGACGAUGGAGGGAGGACACCCCGUCCCUUCACCUCUGGUGCCCCUUGGGAAUGUGUCGUCAGAUUCUAGCAUGUCUCUGGAGCAGAAAACCACAUUUGUUUUUGUGAUUUUGUUGUUUAUUUUCUUGGGCAUCCUCAUCGUGAGGUGCUUCCGGAUUCUUCUGGACCCGUAUCGGAGCAUGCCGACUUCAACCUGGGCCGACGGACUUGAAGGCCUGGAGAAAGGGCAGUUUGACCAUGCCCUUGCCUAGCGGGACAGGAGCAGGUGCUGCUUCUGAGGAGGAGAAGUGAUUCAUGUCUUCACAAGGGAUUCUCUUCCAUCAACAUUCUCAGCAACUCAAGUUUUAACCAUAUCUGGUUCUAGGACCACAAUCCAUUUAUUUGGUAGACAUUUAAGGAUAUUGGAAAUGGAGAUUUCUAUUACUAACUGAAAUAGGAAAGUUUGAAUUUCUAUAUUUACUCAAUGAAUGAAUGUUGUUGAAAGCAUGUGAUGGUGAAACCAAGAGCAACAAUAGUGACUUUGCCUAAAAUGAAGCACUGUCAGACCUGACCAGAGUAUAAGGAUUAGAAAGGAUUUGAUCUGAAUCUGAUGACAGGGCCAAGAAGAGGCUUCCUCACUCUAAUUCUGUCUCCCAGUUUUGUUCUAUUUUCAUGGGAAUCUGGGUGCUGGGCAGAGAAUGAGGAAGAUUGUGCUGAGUGGCCUCAGCACAGGUACUUGUCUUCUCCUACAGCAAAGAGCACUGGGAGGCAAUGGGAGGGCUUCGAAGAGGUGGUUCUAUCCCUGGAAAACAUGAGUGAGGAUGAUAUCACUUUAUUUUUCCAAUAAAACUGAUUUCAAAAGCUUACGAAGGUUUUAAAACUAUUUACCAGGCCAAGUGCAUUCUAGGUAUUCAUAUUAGUAACAUGUGUAGAGGUAGCUAUGCAUAACAUUGAAUUUACUGUCUUUGCACAAUUGAUUGAAAUAAUAGGUUGCAAAUGCCGCUUCAAGUUGUUUUGUUUCAAAUAAAAAGUUAAUUGUUUAGAGAAGACUUUUACAGUCUUCAGAGGAAUGUGUGUAUAUGGCUGAAUACAGAAACUAAAUAAAACUGUUCAAGAAACA
This is a messenger RNA of Vicugna pacos (alpaca), 1645 nucleotides long. The record is from RefSeq and is a predicted model, not a curated record. NCBI's taxonomy places the organism in Eukaryota, Metazoa, Chordata, Mammalia, Artiodactyla, Camelidae.